AGGAACCAGGAACCAAGUGGGAGUGGCCUACUUCUACAGACUGAGACUGAGUCUGAGUCAGUGCCAGUCUAAAUUUGGCUUCCAACGUCGUAGGUAGCAAGCAAGUGCCACGCGGGUUUUAAAGAGGAAUUGAAUUAAUUUCGUUAAUUUAAACAAAAUGCAGAAUCCUGAUGAAGAUACGGAAUGGAACGAUAUUCUCCGGAAAAAGGGCAUAUUGCCCCAGAAAGAACCAGAAAUAACAGAGGAAAUGAUAACAGAGAUGAUGGAACAAACCAUCCAAGAGAAGCAAAGUGCAGAGGGCAGAUUAGGAAAGUUGUCUUUGGACCAGUUAGAUGAACUUGAAGAUGAUGAGGAUGAAGCUAUCUUGCUUGAGUUCCGAAAGAGGCGGAUCGAGGAAAUGAAAGCACAAGCUAAAAUUAAUAAAUUUGGUGAGGUCUUAGAAAUAAGCGCUCAAGAUUAUGUGGAAAAAGUUAACAAUGCUGGACCUGGAAUUUGGGUGUUCCUCCAUUUGUACAAACAGGGUAUUCCACAGUGUGCCUUAAUCAAUCAACAUUUUACAAGAUUAGCUGUCAAAUUUCCACAGGCAAAGUUCCUGAAAUCAAUAUCAACAACUUGUAUCCCCAACUUUCCUGAUCGCAACUUGCCAGCCAUAUUUGUAUACUUUGAGGGUCAGAUGAAGCGUCAAUUCAUUGGUCCUGCUGAGUUAGGUGGAGAGAAGCUUAAGCUGGAAGAGCUAGAAUGGAUACUCUCACGUACAGGAGGCAUUAAAACAGAUCUGGAGUCUGACCCCCGUGGCCCAAAGGUCAAAGAUGUCUUGAUGAGUUCACUGAGAGGCUACAACAAGGACAGUGAUGAUGAGAAUGACAGUGAUGAAGAUGAUUGGUAGCUCUGAAAAUAGAAUACAUUUAUGUAAUAUUUUAUAAUGUAUGUGGCUUUACAUUAAAUGAACAAACGAUA
Messenger RNA from Macrobrachium nipponense, 957 nucleotides. RefSeq names its product viral IAP-associated factor homolog (gene viaf). The record is from RefSeq and is a predicted model, not a curated record. Gene Ontology annotation, cellular component: cytoplasm. Gene Ontology annotation, biological process: protein folding. The transcript is spliced from 6 exons. NCBI's taxonomy places the organism in Eukaryota, Metazoa, Arthropoda, Malacostraca, Decapoda, Palaemonidae. The coding region runs from base 158 to 886 and encodes 242 amino acids.